This is a messenger RNA of Mytilus trossulus (common blue mussel), 828 nucleotides long. RefSeq lists its product as uncharacterized. Bases 1 to 828 code for a protein of 275 amino acids. NCBI's taxonomy places the organism in Eukaryota, Metazoa, Mollusca, Bivalvia, Mytilida, Mytilidae. The transcript has a single exon. The record is from RefSeq and is a predicted model, not a curated record.
AUGGAAUCGAAGUUAAAUACAUUACGUAGAGGACACAGAGGGCAAGUUACAAAGUUAUUCAAGAAAUUCGAUGAGAUUGAAAAGAAUUCGGACUUAGACAAAGAUGAUGUGAAACUUAUUUCGGAUGCAGUUGAACAGAAACAGAAGACUAUCGUAGAUUUGAAUGAAAAGAUACUGGAUUUAACGUCGGAGGAGAAUGUAGAAGAGGAAAUUCAAGAGUCUGAUGAGUAUAUGUUUAAUUUAGAGUCCAAACUUCGGAAAAUUAAAAAAAUAUAUUCUUAUUCUAUUUCUCAAAAUGUCACAUCAACGUCUUUAGAUCCAAAUGCAAAUAGUUUUCUACCAUCUUACCUCACAAAUUCAUCGCUUACCAAUGCCAAUGUUAUACGCAGCAAUGAAACUGAAAUUAAUGUACAGCCAACCCAUCCUGAUGACUUCCGCUCCAUGCAAAAUACCCAUCGUGACUUGCAGUCAACAAAUAAUUUGUACAAUCAAGGCUUUUCUUCGGUGUCAAAUAGCAGUCAAAACCACAGAUUACCUAAACUAGAUUUACCGCACUUUGAUGGGGAAAUUUUACAAUGGCAAACCUUUUGGGAUUCCUAUGAAUCAACUAUUCAUUUCAACAGUACUUUGACUGAGAUACAGAAAUUUAGUUACUUGAAGGCCCAACUCCAUGGCCAUGCCGCCCAAACUAUUGAAGGUUUCGCAUUGACAAAUGCCAAUUACACCACUGCCGUUAAUUUGGUCAAAGAUCGUUUUGGAUCGCCUCACAAGAUUAUUCAUGCCUACAUGAAAGCUUUAAUGGAUCUUCCUUCACCGUCAAAUGAUUAA